This is a messenger RNA of Eupeodes corollae, 1457 nucleotides long. RefSeq names its product chitinase-like protein Idgf4. NCBI's taxonomy places the organism in Eukaryota, Metazoa, Arthropoda, Insecta, Diptera, Syrphidae. The coding region runs from base 79 to 1398 and encodes 439 amino acids. The transcript has 3 exons. Gene Ontology annotation, biological process: carbohydrate metabolic process; chitin catabolic process. The record is from RefSeq and is a predicted model, not a curated record. Gene Ontology annotation, molecular function: chitin binding. Gene Ontology annotation, cellular component: extracellular region.
UCAAAUCAGUCUUGAUUUAGUCGCGAUUCAGUGCGUUUGUGAAAACAUUAAUAAUAGUGUUGUUGAGAUAUCAAAAAUAUGAAACUCCUUAUUUUGUUCGCCACUUUAUUGGUGGGCGUAAUUGGUGUCAACCAAACUAGAGCUGAUAAUCCUGCUCCAAGACUAAUCUGUGUUUAUGAUUCAACCAGUUUUACUCGUGCAGGAGCUGGUAAGCUUGCUAUAUCUGAAUUAGAACCAGCUUUACAAUUUUGUUCUCAUUUGGUAUACGGAUAUGCCGGUCUUCAUAAUGAUAACAGCAAACUUAUCCCCUUGCAUAAGGAUCUCGACACUGAUAAGGAAAAACAUUAUCUAACAAUAACGAAUCUUAAAAAAAAGUACCCACAUUUGAAGGUUCUUCUAAGUGUCGGAGGUGGACGGGAUGAAAACCCAGAAAAAUACCUUUCCAUGUUAGAAGCUAGCGUUAAUCGGAUGGCAUUCAUAAACAGUGCACAUGCCUUGGUAAAAACUUACAAUUUCGAUGGUAUAGACUUGGCAUGGCAGUUCCCUCCAAAUAAACCAAAGAAGAUUCGCGGAUCUAUUGGUAAAUUCUGGAAGGGAUUCAAGAAAAUCUUCAGUGGAGACUCCACGCUGGAUGAAAAGGCCGAAGAACACAAAGAGGAAUUUACGUCACUGGUUCGUGAGCUUAAAAAUGCUUUCCGAGCUGAUAAUUUAGCAGUAUCGUUGACUGUUCUGCCAAAUGUUAACAGUUCAAUAUUCAUUGAUGUCGGCGCAAUCAUAAACUAUCUGGACUUUGUUACCCUGGCAGCAUUCGAUUUCCAAACACCCACACGUAAUCCCAAGGAAGCCGACUUCCCAGCUCCUUUGUACGAACUCAACGAACGCAAUCCUGAACACAAUGUUAACUAUCAAGUACAAUACUGGCUGAAUGGCCAUUGUCCAGCUACUAAAAUCAAUGUGGGAAUUCCAGCUUAUGGACGUGCUUGGACAAUGACAUCGGACUCGGGCAUAACAGGAGUACCACCAAUUGCCGAAACUGAAGGUGAAGCACCAGCUGGUAUGUCAAGUCUAGAACCAGGAUUUUUGAGUUGGCCUGAAGUGUGCGCGAAAUUGCCAAACCCAUCGAACUCACAUCUUAAAGGAGCCGAUGCUCCUCUGCGUCGUGUUGGUGACCCAACUAAACGUUUUGGAACCUAUGCUUACCGUAUUCCUGAUGACAACGGUGAUCAUGGUAUGUGGGUAGGCUACGAAGACGCUGAUACUGCUGGCAACAAAGCAAGUUAUGUACGCGCCAAAGGACUUGGUGGAAUUGCUCUAUUCGAUUUGUCCAAUGAUGAUUUUGCUGGAAGAUGUACCGGCGAUAGGUACCCAUUACUCAGGGCAGCUAAAGCUAGGUUGUAAAAUACUUUUUUUUAUUUACCAAAUAAUAUUCAUUAAAAAAUAAACUUUACACAAAUUUA